CAUGAGUCAAUAUCAUUGCUUUUUUUUAAGAUAAUAUUUUCUUGCACAUAUUUGCCAUAUUUUUUUAAACUAUUUAUUUUUGAUGUGUCGUUUAUUGUUAAUAUUGUUUUUAAUUUGAGUCAUUUUUCUAUAUAUGCUGUAACGUUUUCUAUAGCGUUUGGGAUAUUUUCUUUUCUCAACGUGUGUCUCGAAAAACUUCCGAGAGAACCACCCUUUGUCAUGAAUAUUCAGCACGAGUCAUCUUAUUAAUAAAUUAGGACACGUAAAUAGUUAGUAUUCAUGCUGAGAGUGAGUAAAGGAUUGCAAGUGGCUACAUGUGUCACUCUAUUAAAGCUGUCGACACUCUGAUAGAGAGGGGCAUUUCCAGGGGCUGUUCAUAUGGGAAAGGGUAAAUAUUUUAGCGUGAUCUGAAUUUUGUUUGCUAUCAGGGUUUGUUAACAAACUAAUUUAAAAAUUUAAUUUUGUUUCUAUGGAGGAAAAAAUCAUUUACCCUCCCACUGAGAUCUUGGGUGCGCACGAUCGAGAUCUCGGUAAGCGGGUAGUUUACCAUAUAAACAGAAGUGUUUCCUUGGUAUGCGAGAUAAACUUAUGGCAAAAACUCAUAUUUCAUACAUCCCUUAAAGAAGAAAUUACUGAUGUAAUUAUUUUCCAUAAGAAGACUUACUUUCUGUUUUGUACAUUGAUUUUUGUGAACUUAUAAGUUGAAUAAUUUUUUAAAUUUCCAGCGAGAAAAAUUUAUCAACUUUUAAUUUUUUUUCACUACUGAAGACUCUGUCCGUUCAUUUCGUUAGCCGUUACGUUGCCGUAACAUUGCAUGACUGAUGGAAGUUGCUUGUGACGUUUAAUCUAAUUUGCGAGAACGCUUAAGAGGCCUAAUUAAAAUCACAGACGAACAUGUCACUGGUCAGCCAUACUGUAGUACGUGUUAUGGUCAAGACGUAGAUUAAACCUAGAAAACCAGGUAAAGAUGGCAAGAUUUAAAAAAAUGAGGGGAAAGCCUAAAAAAAUUUAUAAAAUAAAUCCUACCGAAAAUUAAUGUCAUUAAAUCGUCUAUUAUUGAAUAUUUAAGUUCUUAAAAUUAUACCGACUGCAACAUAACCAAGGAGAAUUUUAUUUUUUUAAAAAAAGGGGCAGUGACAAGCACUUUAGAACUCUAGGCCAUGAUAAAAAUGUGUGUUAUAUUCUUGUUCUCCUAAUCGCUUAUUAUGUUCGGAAUUCCUUGUGAGUAUAAACAGGGAAGAUAAGAUAUAAACGGCUGAUUAUAUAACCCAGAUCAUCAUAACCAAUAAUAUACCGUGACAUCGCUGAGAGAAGUGUCAUACAGGAUGACACAACGCUGUGUCAUGCAGAAUGACGCAACGCUGUAUCACGCAAGGAGCGUCAGUAUUUGUUAAUAAUUUGCGUUAAUGAGACGCGACUGAUAAUUACGACACAUAAUUAACAAAGUAAUUAAACAUUUUGAAGACCAUGUAAUUAUAUUUGUGAAGUGACAUAAGCGAAAGUUACCCGUGUACAGGGUUUCCUUUUCAAUUCAUGGGACAUGUCGUAAUUGUUAAAAAAUAGCUUUUACUUUUGCGUCUUCAUUUUGCAUCACAAGACUCACUCUGACUAGUUCUUAUACGUGAUUAAUAAGAUUCUUUUUUGUUCUGUUUCAUUUUUGUAGUCUCGGAUUGUUUCUUUUUGAUUUUUUUACAUCAUAUUACGCUUUGUGUAGAGACAAAUAUAAUAAUUUAUGUUAGUGGUAUAACUAUCACUAAAAUAGAUUGUGGACAGUUACAAAAGUAAAAUUUAACCUCUACGUUGGAGAGCAAUGGUGCGUGUUCUUUUUUUCAUGUUUUGUUCACGUGUACACAAAUAGUACACAUUUCAAGGUAGGGUUUCUCUGACAAGAUUAAUGAUGUUAUGAGCAAAGAAAAAUAAACGGAUCAAUAUUUCUGACGUCAUAAUGUAAUUUUGCUGAUUAGCAGGUUUUUCUUGUACCAUGUUUAAAUAGAGCGAAGUGAAAUUUUCUUCUAUCUUUCUUGUGGGCCUUAUGUACAAGAAAAACGUAUUUUUGUGUUAUGGCUAUUGGGUUAAAAAGGAGUAUGGGUGGCUUUACAGAAUUCUCGUACAAAUUCCCUAAAUUAUGCGAGUCGAAACGAAAAAAUGGUUGCGCGCUUCUUUCCAUAUCAACACCAUGUGCAUCAACAAUGCUUUGUCCUCCAACAAAAGUUCUACCAUUUUUAUACCUUGGCAGUGAGAAAGACGCGCAAUCCGAAGAUAUCCUUAAAACUUGUCGCGUGAAGUAUGUUCUCAACGCUAGUCAGACGGCAGCCGAUACUCCAUACUGUAGUUUAGGUCAUUACCUGAGAAUACCCAUACAAGAUAAUUCGAAUGAAAAUAUUGUCACGUGGUUUCAGACAGCUUUCGAUUUCAUAGACAAAGUGAAGGAGAGUGAUGAUCAUGUUCUUCUCCAUUGUGUUGGUGGAGUAUCAAGAUCUGCAACUAUAGCUAUUGCCUACGUUAUGAAGCAUCUUUCGCUCUCCUUGGAUAACGCUUAUAGGUAUGUCAAAGAAAAGCGUCCGACGAUAUCUCCCAACUUAAAUUUCAUGGGACAGCUACUACAAUAUGAGCAAGAGUUACUGAAAGAAACCCAACUUAUCUGUACACCUCUUAGCGAACUGAAACUAGAGGGAUUAAAAUCGCCGUCAGAAUUUCGCAAUAAUACUUACGUCUUCACGGAAAAUAAAAGAUUGAACUUAAAUAGUUGUAACGCAUUUCCGUCACCCGAUAGCGACGGUACAACGCCGUCUUCGACUUCGACAGACUUUAUGCCGUCUCCUGGAUCGGACGAUAUACCUUCUCCGAGUCGAAGUGAAUUUGUGAACACUAGCGAAGAAUCUUGUCGCUCGAAACCAUUCACUUUAGAUAUCAAUUUUACAAAAAAAGAUACUUGUAAAUCCAAAGGGUUCACACUGCAGCUGAACUCUGAAAGGAGGUAGCUGGUGAACGAAGUUUCUAGAAUUUUUUUUCAAAUUGACUUUUCUGUACAUUAUUUUCACUCCUUUCUUUUUUUUAAAUGCAACGUUUCUGUAAUUCGUAUUAUGAAAGAAUUGUUCGCCAUUGCAGACACUUUUAAGGUCCUCUUACUUGCCUUAGGAAUUUUGUUGCAUCCUCUUUCCCAAUACUCCCUUUGAGUACUGGAAACGAGGCUGGAACUGUUAGUCUUUCUUAGUUUUAUAUUACAUACUAUGUAUGAUUGUUACAUAAAUAUUUUGUUUGUAUUUAUUUAUAUUAUAUUCUUGCGGCUGUAAAUACAUAAAACACCAUUGGAGAAUAAA
Hydractinia symbiolongicarpus is the source of this 3320-nucleotide messenger RNA. RefSeq names its product dual specificity protein phosphatase 16-like. Gene Ontology annotation, biological process: protein dephosphorylation; negative regulation of MAPK cascade. The transcript has 4 exons. Bases 2061 to 2981 code for a protein of 306 amino acids. Gene Ontology annotation, cellular component: cytoplasm. The record is from RefSeq and is a predicted model, not a curated record. NCBI's taxonomy places the organism in Eukaryota, Metazoa, Cnidaria, Hydrozoa, Anthoathecata, Hydractiniidae. Gene Ontology annotation, molecular function: protein tyrosine/threonine phosphatase activity; MAP kinase tyrosine/serine/threonine phosphatase activity.